GAAGAAAUGGCUGAUGGAAAUGUCACCACCGUGACAGAGUUUAUUUUCCUAGGACUAACAGAUCAUCCAGAGCUGCAGGUCCCACUCUUCACGGUGUUCCUAGUGAUCUAUCUUAUCACCCUGAUUGGGAAUCUUGGGAUGAUCGUAUUAAUCAGGAGUGAUCCCCAACUUCACACCCCCAUGUACUUCUUCCUCAUUAACUUGUCCCUGGUUGAUUUCUGCUACUCCUCUGUCAUCACCCCCAAGUUGCUGGUGGGCUUCUUGGCUGGGAACAAAGUCAUUUCUUUCAACGGCUGUGCAACCCAAUUCUUUUUCUUUAGCUCAUUUGUGGGUAUUGAGUGCCUCUUGCUGGCUGUGAUGGCAUAUGACAGGUACGUGGCGAUCUGUAACCCACCGCUCUAUACAGUCAUCAUGUCCCACAGAGUCUGUGUCCUGCUGGUGGCCGGUUCCUUUCUAGCUGGGUUUGUCAACUCGAUGAUACACACCAUCUGUAUGUUUCAGUUACCCUUCUGUGCCUCCAACAUCAUCAACCACUUUUUCUGUGACGUCCCUCCUCUGCCGAAGCUCUCCUGUGCCGAUACCUUCAUCAAUGAGGUGGUGAUCUUUGCCUUCGCCAGCUUAAUUGAAAUCAGCUGCCUCCUCACCGUCCUUGUCUCCUACCUGUACAUCCUCUCUGCCAUCCUGAGGAUCCGCUCCACCGAGGGCAGGCACAAAGUCUUCUCCACCUGUGCCUCGCACCUGACGGCAGUCACUGUCUUCUUUGGGACAACUCUCUUCAUGUAUCUGCGACCCAGCUCCAGCUCCUCCAUGGACCGAGACAAAGUGGUCUCUGUGUUCUACACAGUGGUGAUCCCCAUGCUGAACCCCUUGAUCUACAGCCUAAGGAACAAGGACGUGAAGGACGCCCUAAGGAGAGGGUUUGGGAGGAAAAUCUUUAGUUAG
Messenger RNA from Trachemys scripta elegans, 942 nucleotides. Its product is annotated as olfactory receptor 1020-like. The record is from RefSeq and is a predicted model, not a curated record. Gene Ontology annotation, cellular component: membrane. Gene Ontology annotation, molecular function: G protein-coupled receptor activity; olfactory receptor activity; odorant binding. NCBI's taxonomy places the organism in Eukaryota, Metazoa, Chordata, Testudines, Emydidae. The transcript has a single exon. Bases 7 to 942 code for a protein of 311 amino acids. Gene Ontology annotation, biological process: G protein-coupled receptor signaling pathway; sensory perception of smell.